AUGUCUUCAUUAAGCCGAUGUGUACCAGUCGCUCGGCGACUGCGAUUGCAGAACAACACUUUCCAGCAAACUUCCCACCUACGAUUGCAAGCAGCCCGAUCGGCCUACCAACCAUUGCAACGAAGAUGGCAACACGCCGAGCCUACCACGUCCGCCUCGAAUAUGGACGAAGGACCCCCUCCGUCCCGGUCAGGUCUCAGCCAGAGACAGAUCAAGCCAACAGCUGAAUCCUACCCCAACCUCAAGCGAGAUUCGCGAUUCAAAGAGAUUACGAACGAGGACGUGAAGUUCUUCAAAGAGGUACUGGGUUCGGACAAUGCGAUCAUUGAUGGACUGAGCCAGGAUGCGACAAGUGAUCUGGAAGCAUAUAAUGCAGAUUGGAUGCGAAAGUACAGGGGGCAGACUCGAUUGGUUUUGAAACCGAACUCCACGGAGCAAGUCAGCAAGAUUUUGAAAUAUUGCAAUCAGAAUUUGAUUGCGGUGAAUCCUCAGGGUGGCAACACUGGUUUGGUGGGAGGUUCGGUGCCAGUGUUUGACGAGAUCAUCAUCAACCUGGCGCGCAUGAACAAAAUCCGAUCGUUCGAUGACGUCUCUGGAAUCUUGGUCGCAGAUGGCGGUGUCAUUUUGGAGGAGGCAGACAAUCACCUGGCGGAGCACGGACAUAUAUUUCCAUUAGAUCUGGCUGCGAAAGGUACCUGUCAAAUCGGUGGAAAUGUUGCGACGAACGCCGGAGGUCUGCGAUUACUACGAUACGGUAGUUUACACGGGAAUGUCCUUGGGAUAGAAGCUGUAUUGCCAGAUGGAACUAUUGUCGAUGACCUUGGAAAACUGAGAAAGAAUAACACUGGCUAUGAUAUCAAGCAACUCUUCAUCGGAGGUGAGGGAACGAUCGGAAUUGUGACGGGUGUCUCAAUCUUGUGCCCGCAACGAAGCCCUGCUGUGAAUGUCGCUCUCUUUGGACUGGAAUCGUACGAAAAAGUGCAGGAAGCUUUCAAAGUGUCCAAGACCUAUCUUCAAGAGAUUCUCUCGGCUUUCGAGCUCAUGGAUGGGAACUCGCAGAAGAUUUAUCAGCGUGCGUCUGGAAGAACGAAAUUGCCUCUGGAAAAUGAGCACCCCUUCUACUGUCUCGUUGAGACAUCUGGAUCAAAUGGCGACCAUGACGCGGAGAAGAUGCAGGCAUUUUUGGAACACGUCAUGGAGGAGGACAUUGUUCAGGACGGAGUGCUCGCGGAGAACGAAACGCAAGUGCAAGAUCUGUGGUCCUGCAGAGAAGGCAUUUCGGAGGCUAGUCAGCAUUUUGGCGGUGUUUACAAGUACGAUCUCUCGAUCCCUCUACCGGAGCUUUACGGCAUUGUCGCGGAGUGUCGCCAGCGCUUCUUGGACAAUGGAAUGAUGAGCGACACGGACGAUUCCAAGCCCGUCAUGGAUGUGAUUGGUUACGGACACAUGGGAGAUCAGAACCUGCACUUAAACGUUUGCGUGCGAAGGUAUGAUAAGGAGGUGGAGAAGGCCAUCGAGCCGUGGGUAUACGAGUGGGUGUCGAAGCGCGACGGCAGUAUCUCUGCCGAGCAUGGUCUCGGUUUAGCCAAGAAGGAAUUCAUCGGAUACAGUCGCAGUGAGAACAUGAUUCAGCUGAUGGGACAGAUCAAGAAGCUCUACGACCCGGUGAGUCAACAUUCUUCUAGGCCGUCGCAUUGGCACAUUUCACUGACUCGAGUUACAGAAUGGCAUAAUGAACCCAUACAAGUAUGUAUAG
Messenger RNA from Lecanosticta acicola, 1756 nucleotides. NCBI's taxonomy places the organism in Eukaryota, Fungi, Ascomycota, Dothideomycetes, Mycosphaerellales, Mycosphaerellaceae. The record is from the annotation of a GenBank genome assembly.